AUGGAGAACAUGAUGCAGGGCAAUAAGAUCAGACGAGUUGCAGCUACUCGCAUGAAUGAGAGGUCAUCUCGAUCACACACGAUUUUCCGGAUUAUUCUGGAGUCGAAAGAUGCCAAUCAGAAAGAUGGACCUGUACAUAUAAGCUACCUUAACUUAAUGGACUUAGCUGGUUCUGAGAGAGUUUCUCUGACGAAAGCUGCUGGUGAGCGUCUUAAAGAGGGGGCUAACAUAAACAAAUCUUUGUCAGUAUUAGGAAAUGUGAUAAGGCAACUAAGCGAGGGGAAGGAGUUUAUCAGUUAUCGCGAUUCGAAAUUGACUAGACUGCUCUCACAGGCUCUUGGCGGUAAUGCCAAAUCAUUGAUUAUCGGGAAUAUCAGACCAAUGAUCCACCGCGAAGUAGCCGAUGGUCUAGAGCGUCUUUGGAACGUAAGAGUAAACUGCAUAUGGGAAGCCGAUGAAAGUAGUCGCCAUGGAGAGGUUUAUAUAUUCGACCAUGUAUUUAAGCAGGAAUGUACAAAUUCAGAUGUAUAUGGAUCUGUAGUAAAACCUUUAGUCGAUUCCUUCAUGGAAGGUUUCAAUGCCACAAUAUUUGCAUAUGGCCAAACAUCUUCUGGCAAAACACACACCAUUUUGGGCAAUAAAACAGAUCCUGGGCUUUUCCAAUUAGUAUCCAAUCAGUUAUUCCAGCAUGUGGCAGACCAGGUUGAUAAGAGGUACUUGAUUAGAUGCAGUUAUAUUGAAAUCUACAAUGAAAAGAUCAAUGACCUCCUGGAUAAGAGCAAUCAGGGUUUAACUAUAAGAGAAGAUAUCAAAGGAAAUGUGCUGCUUGAUGCAAGGGAAGCUGUCGUAGACAAUGUUGAUAAAGUUAUGGAGAACAUGAUGCAGGGCAAUAAGAUCAGACGAGUUGCAGCUACUCGCAUGAAUGAGAGGUCAUCUCGAUCACACACGAUUUUCCGGAUUAUUCUGGAGUCGAAAGAUGCCAAUCAGAAAGAUGGACCUGUACAUAUAAGCUACCUUAACUUAAUGGACUUAGCUGGUUCUGAGAGAGUUUCUCUGACGAAAGCUGCUGGUGAGCGUCUUAAAGAGGGGGCUAACAUAAACAAAUCUUUGUCAGUAUUAGGAAAUGUGAUAAGGCAACUAAGCGAGGGGAAGGAGUUUAUCAGUUAUCGCGAUUCGAAAUUGACUAGACUGCUCUCACAGGCUCUUGGCGGUAAUGCCAAAUCAUUGAUUAUCGGGAAUGAAUGUACAAAUUCAGAUGUAUAUGGAUCUGUAGUAAAACCUUUAGUCGAUUCCUUCAUGGAAGGUUUCAAUGCCACAAUAUUUGCAUAUGGCCAAACAUCUUCUGGCAAAACACACACCAUUUUGGGCAAUAAAACAGAUCCUGGGCUUUUCCAAUUAGUAUCCAAUCAGUUAUUCCAGCAUGUGGCAGACCAGGUUGAUAAGAGGUACUUGAUUAGAUGCAGUUAUAUUGAAAUCUACAAUGAAAAGAUCAAUGACCUCCUGGAUAAGAGCAAUCAGGGUUUAACUAUAAGAGAAGAUAUCAAAGGAAAUGUGCUGCUUGAUGCAAGGGAAGCUGUCGUAGACAAUGUUGAUAAAGUUAUGGAGAACAUGAUGCAGGGCAAUAAGAUCAGACGAGUUUGCAGCUACUCGCAUGAAUGA
This is a messenger RNA of Acanthoscelides obtectus, 1659 nucleotides long. The record is from the annotation of a GenBank genome assembly. NCBI's taxonomy places the organism in Eukaryota, Metazoa, Arthropoda, Insecta, Coleoptera, Chrysomelidae.